AUCAGUUCCCGCACCCCAGAUUUUCCUCCUUCCACCUCCCUCCUCCACUCCCCUCCCAUCAUUCUACUCGGGGUUUCUAUUUUCUUUGUGUCUUUAAUUCCUCUUCUUACUUGUUUUGAGUUGGCUUUCUCCCAAUCCUCCCAGCAUGGCAUUCGCCACCAUCAAUUCAUCCGCCGCGAACCGCCGCCAUGUUCCCAACACCGUCAUCCCCUCCAUUGAAGACGCAUUCGCCGCGGAACCGAACCUGAAGAAACGAGUCUACGAUGCGAUCGGCGCCACCCCACAGUAUAAACCGCUCUUCGAAGACAUUGCGCGAUACACCUCCAGCCUGCAGGCCAGGACAGCGAGUGCGCCCAUCGUCCAGCCCGUCAUCGAGACAGCCGCCGCCGCCACCGACAGUCCCGCCGCGAAGAAACGGAAGCUACAGAAUGGAGACGUUACGGGGACGGCUCAGUCUAGCGUGGAUGUCAAGUCGUCGGCGCCGCUACAGUUCUACAUGCAGGAUGUGUCGUUCGCCAUUCCGCAGCGCAAGAAGCUGACGCUGGAGAUUACCGCCGGGAGCGGGAUUCUUCGCGCUAGGAACCAGGCUUCGAAGGAGGUGGAGUUUGGAAUUCCGAUGCAUAGGAUUCAACAUGUAGUGUGUCUCCCUGUGCCUGAGAAGAAUCAGCGACAAUUCAACUUCUGCAUCAUCCCGCAAAACGGCGACGGUAUCAACACGCCUCCGCAAGGGGAACUCGUUCCAGAAUGCAUGGUAUUCACGGUCAACGACGGGCCCGCCAAAGCGGCGUUUACGGGCUCGGGGCAGCAGAUCGGGAACGGCGAAGGCGAGACGGCGGAGAAGAUGGUGCGACAGAUACUGGAUGAGCAUCUGUCGCAGACAAAGGUCGUGCGUCCGGACGAGAGGGAGUUCGUCAGCGCCAUGCCCGAGGCGCAUCGGAAGGGAGAAAAGGCCUACCAUGUUAAGGCCUUCCGCGGCAGUAAAGAAGGUUAUCUAUUCCUCCUGCCAACAGGAAUCAUGUUCGGGUUCAAGAAGCCGCUGCUCUUCUUCGCCUUCGAGACCGUCGAUUCGAUAUCCUAUACGUCUGUCCUCCAGCGGACAUUCAACCUAAACGUCAUGGCCCGCCCCAUCACAGGCGACGAACCGCUCGAGUUCGAGUUCUCCAUGAUCGACCAGGCCAACUUCAGCGGUAUCGACGCCUAUAUCAGAAAGCACGGCCUGCAGGACGCCAGUCUCGCAGAGGCGCGCCGCGCCAAAAAAUACAACGUCAACCCCAACAAGGCGGACGAAGAAGCCGUCAAGACAGAAGACGGCGCCGCAGAAGAAGAAGAAAGCGAGUUGCAGAAGGCACAGCGCGAGCUGGAGGACCAGGAGGACGAAGACGAGGAGGAUUAUGACCCUGGGAGCGAGUCCGAUACCGACGGUAGCGGCUCCAGUAGUGAUGAUGACGACGAUGAUGAGGAUGGUCAGGGUGAGGAGGACGACGACGACGACGAAGACGGCGAUCCAGACCUUGUCACCAAUGAACUUGGAAGCGAGGCUGAAGACGUCAAAGAGGAGCAGCUAUGAGACGGUACUAUAUACAUGUUCUGAAAUCCAUUCACGGCUACUGCCGAUAGACUCGCU
Messenger RNA from Aspergillus campestris IBT 28561, 1624 nucleotides. RefSeq names its product putative negative regulator of DNA transposition (Rtt106) (gene rtt106). Bases 146 to 1567 code for a protein of 473 amino acids. NCBI's taxonomy places the organism in Eukaryota, Fungi, Ascomycota, Eurotiomycetes, Eurotiales, Aspergillaceae. Gene Ontology annotation, molecular function: histone binding; nucleosome binding. The record is from RefSeq and is a predicted model, not a curated record. The transcript has 4 exons.